CAUACGAUAAAUUGCGCAUAGAGACGUGAGACAGAGGCUAUGAGCGAAACUGAAUUUGAUAUUGCCGUCAUUCCAAGUUGUGUGAUCGUUAAAUGAUCUGUACUUUAUUGGCAUUUUUCUCGUAUAUAGCAAAAAUAAUGGCCGGCAACCAAGAACGUACUUUUAUCAUGGUUAAACCAGACGGUGUCCAACGUGGUAUCGUCGGUGAAAUCAUCAAACGUUUCGAAGCUAAAGGCUUCAAAUUGGUUGGAUUGAAAUUCGUUUGGCCAACACAAGAAUUGUUGGAGAAGCACUAUGCUGAUCUCGCCGGUCGUCCAUUCUUCCCAGGAUUGGUUAAAUACAUGAGCUCCGGCCCAGUCGUGCCAAUGGUUUGGGAAGGUUUGAAUGCCGUUAAGACUGGUCGUCAAAUGUUGGGCGCCACCAACCCAGCUGACUCAUUGCCAGGCACCAUCCGUGGUGAUUUGUGCAUUCAAGUCGGCCGUAACAUCAUUCACGGUUCAGAUGCCGUCGAAUCGGCAAACAAGGAAAUUGCCCUGUGGUUCGGCGAAAAAGAAGUCGUCUCAUGGACCCCAGCCAACAAAGACUGGAUCUACGAAUAAAUGUUACAACGUCAUCCCAACAACCACAAAAAAAUCCAACAUACAAACAUUCACCGAAUUGAUUCCUGUGAGCUUCGCGAGAAAAAAAAGAAGAUGAAAAAAAAUACAACGUUUUGAUACAAUCUGAAAAUCUGUUUAACAAAAAUUUAUACAUCUGCCGAAGCAGACAAAAACAAUAUUUAGAUUUAUUUGAAUUGUAAUUUCUUCUGGAAAGAUGUUUUGUUUUCUCUUUUUUUGCAAAAAAAAUCUUUGCUCCGAUAAAUAUAAUAUAAUAAUAUUUUAAAAACAAAAAAAAUA
Messenger RNA from Sitodiplosis mosellana (orange wheat blossom midge), 896 nucleotides. RefSeq names its product nucleoside diphosphate kinase (gene awd). The transcript is spliced from 2 exons. The record is from RefSeq and is a predicted model, not a curated record. Lineage: Eukaryota; Metazoa; Arthropoda; Insecta; Diptera; Cecidomyiidae. Gene Ontology annotation, molecular function: nucleoside diphosphate kinase activity. Gene Ontology annotation, biological process: CTP biosynthetic process; UTP biosynthetic process; GTP biosynthetic process. The coding region runs from base 93 to 599 and encodes 168 amino acids.